UCUCUCUCUCUCUCUCUUUGUUUUCUUUUUUUACUCUCUUUCCUUUCUCUCCCUUUCUGCCCAUUAAACUAUGAAAAUGGCAGAUUCCCAAUCAUCCUUUCCCCUCUAUUGGAAACACCCAUCAUUGCCCCCAUCCAUCCUUUUCACCAUGGAAACCUGAGCUUUUAAGCCAUUCCCUUCUUCCUUCCCUGUUUUCUUCUCCUCGUUCUUCUUCCUAUUCUUCCACUCCUUGGAAGGUUGUCUGCUUCUUUCAAUUUAAAUAUCACCCUACUGAUCACCUUUUCUUCUGCACGCCUUCCUUUCCACCUUCUUACAAUGGAUCCUUCAUCCACCACCUCUGUCAAUGGCUUCUAUACCUUUCUCACUCGUGGGAUCGACGAUCUCGAGCGGUCGUUCCUCUCCAACAACUUCAUGUCCAUUCAAUUCCUUCAAAGGGUCCUCUCACUUCUUCGGUCCUUUCAUUCCCAGUUAACCAUUUUGGUUCAAAAGCUUCAUCUACCCGUAGGAGAGAAAUGGCUGGACGAGUAUAUGGACGAGAGUUCAAGACUGUGGGAGGCCUGUCAUGUUCUCAAGUCUGGCAUCUCCGGCAUGGAGAAUUACUAUCUUGCCGGGGCGGAGAUUGCCUCCUCCCUCGACGGCCAUCACAACCUCAGUCCCCAACUCUUGAGACAGGUCAUUCGGGCAAUCUCUGGUUGCCGCAGAGAAGUGGUAGGAUUGGAAGAGGAGAACAGGGCCUUGAUGGAGACCAGAAUCCAGCCUCUGUCACUAAGGUUCGACGAGAAUGUAUCCAUUGAAUCCAAACUCAAUGGAUUCAAUGGCUUCCGGGGAGUCCUGUAUGCAAUGAGGAACGUCAGCUCACUUCUUCUGAUGAUCUUGCUUUGUGGUUUGGUCUACUGCUGGCCCGAGUCGAGCUUUCGCCGAGGAGGAUAUGAAGGGUGCUUGUUCUUCGGCUCUGCUUUCAUGGUUUCCACUGCAAGGUUGCAGCAGAGGGUAGCAGCAGAGAUCAACAGAAUGGAUGGGCGCCCAGGAAUUCUGCUCUACGAGUUCCGAAGAGCAAAAAUGGCAAUGGAUGAGCUAAGAGCAGAAUUGGAGAGGUCUCAGGGACUUGGGGAGUGUGAAUCAGAGGUUAGUAUUAGAGAGAGGGUGGAGAACUUAGAGGGUUGUUUUGGGUUGUUGAGAUCUGGGAUAGAGAGUAUUAUUGGGCAGCUUGAUGACUUCUUUGAUGAAAUUGUUGAAGGAAGAAAGAAGCUUUCAGACAUUUGCAGUCACAGGUAGAGAAGGAAGAUUAAAAUAGAAGGGGAAGAAUCAGUUGUUAGGGCGGUUGAUCUGUUACCUUUUUCUUUUUUUUCUUUUUUUUUCUUUCUUGUGUUCUCUUUGUUUUGCAGCUACUAUAGUUGAUGAUUUUGAAGAACUUGGAAAAAGGCAAUUUUGAGGGAAAAAUAAUAUGAAAUGUGAUAUGGCUCCCAGGGAAAGGAAUCAAGGAAACAUCACCAUCCAGAAGAACAAAGGAAGAAGAAUAUUAGAUGGAAGCUUCACUAGAAAGCCAUGUUUCUCCCACUCCCGUCCAAACAACAGUUUCUUCUCCCUGUAUAAAGAAAUAUUAUUAUAUUUAUUAAUCAAAAGGAAAAAAACAAGGAAAAUAUGCAACUUGUUAUUGUCAUUAUCAAAAACAAGAACCGGCAUUACAGACAACUCCCAUGUUAUAUGUAUGAAAUUAUGAUAUUAUUGAGAGGAUUUCAAAGGAAACGAGAAAAGAAAGAAUUUGGGUUGAAGCUUUCUUUAAUAAUUGCCUUGUUUUUUAUUGUUUGUUUUCUCACUCU
Messenger RNA from Nelumbo nucifera (sacred lotus), 1820 nucleotides. RefSeq lists its product as uncharacterized. NCBI's taxonomy places the organism in Eukaryota, Viridiplantae, Streptophyta, Magnoliopsida, Proteales, Nelumbonaceae. The record is from RefSeq and is a predicted model, not a curated record.